Molecule: messenger RNA, 3503 nt
Organism: Melospiza melodia melodia
Lineage: Eukaryota; Metazoa; Chordata; Aves; Passeriformes; Passerellidae
Gene: MMS19
Product: MMS19 homolog, cytosolic iron-sulfur assembly component
Exons: 31
Coding region: 14-3151 (1045 amino acids)
Biological process (GO): iron-sulfur cluster assembly
Cellular component (GO): cytosolic [4Fe-4S] assembly targeting complex; MMXD complex
Source: RefSeq, a predicted model, not a curated record
GCGCGCGGGUGUCAUGGCGGCGGCCGGGGCCGGGGCGGAGGCUCUCGCCGCCUCCGUGCGGGACUUCGUGUCCGGGCAGCAGGACGGCCGUGCCGCGGAGGUGGCGGCAGGGGUGAAGGAUGGAAGAUGGACGGUGCUGCAGCUUGUGGAAGCCCUGGGGUUUUGCCUGGAGAACACAGAUCCUCGGAUGCGAGGGCGAGGCAUCCAGCUGUUGUCGCAAGUCCUGCUCCAGUGUUACUCCCUGCUCCAGGAGAAGGAAGUGCUGCACCUGGUCCUGUUCUAUGAGAGCCGGCUGCAAGACAAUCACCUGGUGAUUCCCUCGGUGCUGCAGGGACUCCGGGCACUGAGCAUGUGUGAGGUGCUGUCCCCAGGGCUAGCAGUGUCUGUGCUCAAGGCCAUCUUUCAGGAGGUACAUGUGCAGUCCUUGCUGCAGCUGGACCGCCACACAGUCUACAGCAUCAUCACCAACUUCAUGAGCACCAGGGAGGAAGAGCUGAAAGGCCUGGGUGCCAACUUCACCUUCGGCUUCAUCCAGGUCAUGGAUGGGGAAAAGGAUCCCCGCAAUCUGCUGGUGGCCUUCCAGAUUGUGCAUGAUCUCAUUGCCAAGGACUAUGCCCUGGGUCCCUUUGUGGAGGAGCUGUUUGAAGUUACAUCCUGCUACUUCCCUGUUGAUUUUACUCCCCCCCCCAAUGAUCCUCAUGGCAUCCAGAGGGAAGACCUGAUCCUGAGCCUCCGGGCUGUACUGGCCUCCACAACCCAGUUUGCUGAGUUCCUUCUCCCUCUGCUUAUUGAGAAGUUGGACUCAGAGCUGCAAAGUGCCAAGCUUGACUCGCUGCAGACUCUGACUGCCUGCUGUGCCAUCUAUGGGCAGAAGGAACUGCAGGAAUUCCUUCCCAGCCUCUGGACAUCCCUGCGCAGAGAGGUGUUCCAGACAGCGAGCGAGAAGAUUGAGACGGAAUGCCUGACUGCACUGCGUGCUCUCUCUGCCUGCCUCUCCCGCUCCGUGCUCAGCUCUGAUUCUGAGGAUCUGCUGGACUCCUUCCUCAGCAGCAUCCUGCAAGAUUGCAGGCACCAUCUGUGUGAGCCCGACAUGAAGCUGGUGUGGCCCAGUGCCAAACUCCUGCAGGCAGCAGCGGGCGCCUCCCUCCGCACCUACCAGCGCAUCAGCCACAGCGUCCUGCCCCUGCUGCUGGAGCAGUACACCAAGCACACGCAGAGCAGCCAGAGGAGGACAAUCCUGGAAAUGCUGCUAGGCUUCCUGGAGUUGCAGCAGAAAUGGGGACAUGUGGAAGAAGAUGAGAGCCCUCUGCUGUCGCACCAAGCCCCCGUUUGUUCUGUGGUGUUCUCGGCGCUGCUGGAUCCCAGUGUGCAGCUGCAGCUGGUUGGGAUCAAGGCACUGACUGUCCUGGGCUCCCUGCAAGGCUUCCUGUCUUCCUCUAAUCUGGAGCUGGUUGUGGAUCACCUCAUCCGUCUUGCUUUGCAUGAGGAGGAUUCCCAGAGCAGCGAAGCAGCGAUGGAGGCAGCUGGGUCCCUGGCCCCCACCUACCCAAAGGUUUUCUCUGGACACAUGGUACCCAGGCUUGAAGAGGAGCUGCAGUCAGAGCGGGAGGAGAGCCACCACAAGCGUCACUCUUUGCAGCAGCGCUGCCUGCAGGCCCUGGCAGCUGUGUCCACCCACACCAGCAUCAUGAAGGACACUGUCCCCAUCCUCCUACAGCAUCUCCAGAAGGCACAGAAAGGGACUGAGGCCAAGAACACCCAAGACGUGAUCUCUGUGUGCCAGAGCCUGCACCGUGUGGCCCUGCAGUGCCAGCAGGAUGCUGAGGGCUGCUGGUACUUCCACCAGACAGUGGUGCCGUGCCUGCUGGCCAUGGCUGUGCAGGCAGCCAUGCCAGGGGGCUGUGCCUGCCUCCUCCUUCUGGACAGCAGGCUCCAGCAAGUUCCAUUCCUCCCACUACCUGCAGAGAGCACCCAUACACUGCCAGGCAAGGCACUGCUGGAGGAAGAGGUGCUGGCUGCCAUGAUUCCAGUCAUCAGUGCUGCCACCACUCACCUGAGCCCUGAGCUGGCUGCCCAGAGUGUGUCUCAGGUGGUGCCCCUCUUUCUGGAUGGAGAUGUCUCCUUCUUACCCCAAAACAGUUUUCCCUGCUCCUUCCAGCCUUUCGGGGAUGGGGAGCACUUGGAGGCACAGAGACGCCUUGUCGCCCUCCUCAUGGCCUUCGUCUGCUCCUUGCCCCGCGAUGUGGCAAUCCCUCAGCAGGAAUGGCUGCUCCAGGAGCUGCUGGCAUUGAGCUGUUCCUCCAAUUGUCCCUUCACGGCCACCACAGCUGCAAAGUGCUUUGCAGGGCUGGUGAACAAGCACCCAGCAGGGCAGCAGCUGGAUGAAAUCCUGCAGCUUGCAGUGAACAGGAUGGAGCCCAGCCUUGCGGAGGGGCCCCGCCGAACGCAGGCACUCACCCUGCUGCUCUGGGUGACCAAAGCCCUGGUGCUGCGCUACCACCCCCUGAGCUCUUGCCUGACAGACAAGCUACUGGACCUGCUGGGUGACACGGAGCUGGGCCCUGCCACAGCCGACGGCUUCUCCUUGCUCAUGGCCGAGUCCCCGGACGUGCUGCACAAGGGCUGCCAUGCUGACGUGCGCAUCAUGUUCCGCCAGCGCUUCUUCACUGACAACGUCCCCAAGCUGGUGCGAGGCUUCCAUGGGGCUGGCCCCGAUGUGAAGGCCAAUUACCUGAAGGGCCUGUCCCAUGUGCUCAAUCACCUCCCCAAACCUGUGCUGGUGACAGAGCUGCCCACGCUGCUUUCCCUCCUGCUUGAGGCCCUGUCCUGCUCAGAUCGUGUAGUACAGCUCUCCACACUGAGCUGCCUCCACCCACUGCUGCUCGAAGCUCCCCAGAUCAUGAGCCUGCAUGUCGACACACUGGUCACCAAGUUCCUCAACCUCACCUCCAGCCCCACCAUGGCUGUCCGCAUCGCCGCCCUGCGCUGUGCCCAUGCCCUUACCAGUCUGCCCACAACAGUGCUGCUCCCAUACAAGGGCCGAGUUAUCCGGGCACUGGCCAAGCCUUUGGAUGACAAGAAGAGGCUGGUGCGGAAGGAAGCAGUGGCAGCACGCGGAGAAUGGUUCCUGCUCGGGAGCCCAGGCAGGUGAGCACCCUGUGUCCUUUCCCUGUGCUGACCAACAGUCUGACCAGCGCCUCGCUAAGCCACCAAGUCAUCCGACCAAAUGCCACGGACCCUCUGGAUCCUCAGAGCCCAGGAGUGCCCGAGUGCUAGGGCUGGAGCGUGCAGGCCAGCAGACAGCACCCCUCGCUGCAGUCCCUUCCCAGCACCCACAGUGGGGAAGGAGCUAUGCUGCUUGUGGCUUGCCCCACCCUCUGCUGCAGCCAGGGACAGUGAUGGACAGCCCCUGCCACAUGUGAGUGGAGAGGACAGGUCUGUGCACACAUGUGGUGUGUGACAACCCAUGUACCAGAAGAAUAAAUAUAUCUGUUUUGAUAAUG